Molecule: messenger RNA, 456 nt
Organism: Lactuca saligna
Lineage: Eukaryota; Viridiplantae; Streptophyta; Magnoliopsida; Asterales; Asteraceae
Source: the annotation of a GenBank genome assembly
AUGAUCAACAUUCACCAUCCCCUCAUGCCACGAGGGUGUGUGUUCCAAGGCGGCUGCUACAAAGAUGAAGUGCAAAUAUUUAAAAGAUUCUCCAAAAAAGAAUAUUUUUUGAAAUUUUGGUACUCAUUUCAUGGGUCGUCAACUUUAGCAACACAGAUCCUCAGAAGGAGACACGAAUGCAUUUCAUGUGAACAACUUUCAAGAUCCUCUUCAAAGAACUUUGUCUUCAUUGGAGCUUCCAACAAACAUCUCUCUCUUUCAAAUGGAACACCUUCAUCUUCAUUCAGAGGCUCUCCCUUUGAUAACAAUCAGAAGAUACUUGAUACAGUUACUACUCCAGAAGACAAUCAUUCGGGCAGCAGGCAGAGGCCUUGUAGAUGUUCCCAAAGAGUCCCUGAGUACCCUCUGACCCUCUUGAGCAGUCAAGAGCAACUAGAAAUCUGGAGAAAAAGCUAA